CCUAAUUAUUUACCAGUUUUCCAGUAGUACUUAAAGAUAAUUUAUUUUGUAAGAUGAAUCGUUAACUUGUUUUUUUUUUUAAGAAAAAAAUAUACAUGAAAUAUAUGCACUUCUUUUCGGAAGAGAUUAUGACAAACCAUGACCUCGUUAGAUAGCUGAAUGGCCACUGCCAACAGUCUUCUGAAUGGUCACCUUCUUACCUGGAAAGAAUCCAGAUCCAUCUCCCGUUUCUUCGUCUCUGAUGGAGAUUGGCUGCUAGCAUGAGCGUUUCUGGAAUACACUCUGGUUUUCUCAGAAAGUAUGGUGGCUUCAUGUUCAAACAGUGGAAAGAGAGGUACAUCGUGCUGACAGCAGACGGCAACCUGCUGGUGUGUCGCGAUGUUGAUUCUCCUCCUGACCAGGUGGUGUCGCUGCACGGAGGCUGCGAGGCCAUCGUCAAGGGCGGGGAAAUCCUAGACUUGCCUCGAUUGCCCAACACCGGCCGUAGGGACUGCAGUUUUGCUUUGAUUCUACCCCAGAAAAAGUUUCUGCUGCUAUUGGCAGAGAAUCCUAGUGACUGUAGCCACUGGCUGAACAUUAUGAGGAAGGUGAGAGAGUGUCUCUCAUCCCCUCAGUACAACUGCAAACGCCAUCGGGGUUCGACCUCUUGCAUAACGGACAGAGACCCUUAUCCUGACCAUGUCAAGGACAAAGAGCACUUAAACCCAUGCAAGAAGCCCUUAGAACCUGGGCAGCGUGAUAAAGAUGUUCCUAAAUGCAAAGGAGGCAUGCGGUCUUCACAAGCCCAGAGCAUGAAGACGGCAUCUCCUCAGCGCUCGGCCAGUUGUUUGCGGCACGGCACCAGCAGCGACGUGCACGGCGUCAGGGCCGUAUACCUGCUCAUGGGAGGGGCGGCCACAUCCUCAGCGCUCGGCUACCUGGGGACCUGCUCCCCCUGCAUCCACGAUGCUAGAACCACCAACCUGCCCUCCGCGGUGGGCUUCUUUGACCUGGGUACGGGGGGCACCUUCCACAACUGCAGCCAGGCUGGCGAAUCGGCACACUAUCACAGUUUCGAUUUCGAGGGGAACUCGGACUUUGAUGGGUUUGAUUGUGGGGGAUUUGCAUUCUAGAAGAACCUACACCAAAGCAUUUAAAGCGCAUAAAUAAAUACAUAAAUGAAAAUCUCAUACUCUUUCCAAACAUUUACAGUAAAUUUUACCACAGAUUUUUCCAAAUAUUUUGAAAGGAUCAUAAUUUUUGAUAUUAAGAUGCCACAUUUUGUUGUUUGUGCUCUACUGAGCUGACAAUCAGCAUGUACCCAUCAGAACCUGUUUUUUCCACAUCUUAUGUCCUUGUAUUCUAUCGAUUUGUGUUACUCGUGAACUCCUUUAUGCUGAAGUGAAUGCACUAAUCAGUUAUUUAUGAUGUUAGUUUGUUAUUUAUAAUGGAGAUCUGGGAUAUGUAAAGUCUAAGUCCACUAGCAAUUAAGAAUGGAGACUGUCCAGGUCAUCAUCUUUGUUGGAGAACUUUUCUUCUGUGAUUUCAUGGAAUAACUCUUAAGUCACAAGUCCAGCCCCUUAUCCAGUACACCGUCUGCUAGGAAUAAGGGAAUGCUCAUUUUACGUUUUUUGAUGUUGUUCAGUAUGAUAACCAAAAGCUCACAAGAAAGACGAAACUGCAAACUUUAAACUCCAGAUCAAUUAAGUAGCUGAGUGUGUCAUGAGGGCAUAAAUGUUUUUAUGUGCAUUUUUGUGUUUCAGUUGUGUUUUCUGUCAAUGUAUACUUUGCUGUGAUAUCAUGAGAUUAUAGCUGCAUCCUAGGCACAUGCGCAAACUUAACUGUUUUUAGUCUCAUUCUUAGUACAAGCAAACAUACACUAACUAUCUUUAAGACAGGUAAGGAGCUCCAUGACACAGUGAAAGCACCUAUUGUGAAGCUGAAAAGACAGUAAAACAGCUAAAACCUGUUA
Messenger RNA from Paramormyrops kingsleyae, 1951 nucleotides. RefSeq lists its product as uncharacterized. The record is from RefSeq and is a predicted model, not a curated record. Gene Ontology annotation, cellular component: membrane. Gene Ontology annotation, biological process: regulation of cell differentiation. NCBI's taxonomy places the organism in Eukaryota, Metazoa, Chordata, Actinopteri, Osteoglossiformes, Mormyridae.